AUGAGCAGUAUGAGUGCAUUCGCGAAACACGCAGCCAUUGUUGGUACCAAUACGCAAGCAUCAUUCCACGUUUAUCCACAAAAAAGGCCGAUUGCCUUCAGCCGAGAGGAUAUGAAGAUGAUGACGCAGGUGAGACGAGAUGCCACCAGCUGUCAUACAAUGAAAAUGAAAGCUGAAGUUUAA
This is a messenger RNA of Anisakis simplex (herring worm), 183 nucleotides long. The record is from the annotation of a GenBank genome assembly. NCBI's taxonomy places the organism in Eukaryota, Metazoa, Nematoda, Chromadorea, Rhabditida, Anisakidae.